GGGCUCGGACCGAACCCGACCCGACCGCCGCCCCCAGCCAGGCUCCAUGCUGCCGCUUCUGCUAGGCCUGCUGGGCCCAGCGGCCUGCUGGGCACUGGGCCCGGCCCCCGGCCCGGGCUCCUCAGAGCUGCGCUCGGCCUUCUCGGCGGCACGCACCACUCCCCUGGAGGGCGCGUCGGAGAUGGCGGUGACCUUCGACAAGGUGUACGUGAACAUCGGGAGCGACUUCGACGCGGCCACGGGCCAAUUCCGCUGCCGCGUGCCCGGCGCCUACUUCUUCUCCUUCACGGCUGGCAAGGCCCCGCACAAGAGCCUGUCGGUGAUGCUGGUGCGGAACCACGACGAGGUGCAGGCGCUGGCCUUCGACGAGCAGAGGCGGCCCAGCUUCGACACCGAGCUCGUCAACAUUGGCGGCGACUUCGACGCGGCGGCCGGCGUGUUCCGCUGCCGCCUGCCCGGCGCCUACUUCUUCUCCUUCACGCUGGGCAAGCUGCCGCGUAAGACGCUGUCAGUGAAGCUGAUGAAGAACCGCGACGAGGUGCAGGCCAUGAUUUACGACGACGGCGCGUCGCGGCGCCGCGAGAUGCAGAGCCAGAGCGUGAUGCUGGCCCUGCGGCGCGGCGACGCCGUCUGGCUGCUCAGCCACGACCACGACGGCUAUGGCGCCUACAGCAACCACGGCAAGUACAUCACCUUCUCCGGCUUCUUGGUGUACCCCGACCUCGCCCCCGCCGCCCCCCCAGGCCUCGGGGCCCCGGAACUGCUAUGAGCCCCGGGCCAGAGAGGAGCCCGGGAGGGCCAGGGGCGUGCAUGCCGGGCCAGGCCCGCGGCCCGAACGCCUCGCGCGAGCGCCACGGCCGCCGGGCGCGCCUGGACUCUGCCAAUAAAGCGGAAAGCGGGCCUGCGCAGCGCCCGGCAACCCAG
Molecule: messenger RNA, 924 nt
Organism: Mandrillus leucophaeus (drill)
Lineage: Eukaryota; Metazoa; Chordata; Mammalia; Primates; Cercopithecidae
Gene: C1QTNF4
Product: C1q and tumor necrosis factor related protein 4
Exons: 3
Coding region: 47-769 (240 amino acids)
Molecular function (GO): protein binding
Source: RefSeq, a predicted model, not a curated record